AUGCCAGUCGGAAAUGGCGAUGAAAGUGAUGAAAUAUCUGAAUGCGUUUUAAAACUGUCCGCAAAAUAUUUCGUCGAGAAAAAAGCUUUGAGCGGCAGCAUUGUAAUUAUAGCUAUCAAUUCCAGAGAAUUCACUAAGAGGUAUUUGCUACAAACCAUCCACAACGGUAUCAAGUACUCCAUUAUGGUAAAAACCCCGUAUCAACCCCACGCGAACGCUUCUCACUUCCGCGAAAAAGCAAAAAACUACAUGAUGAUGCUCGAAAACAAAUUCGACUUACGAAAUCACAUCUCGCUCCUUCGAAAGCUGCCCACUUGGAACCCUUUCGCAAAAACCAUCGUUCUGUAUGAAAAACAGCAGGACGAAGAUAAUGAAAAACUCUCAAUGUCAUUCAUAAACGAAUUACACGCCUCCAAGUUGCUGAGAACCAUCGUCCUCAUUUAUUCUCCAUUAGACGACGAAAUAAUAUCUUACUCUUGGAAUCCGUACAGCGAAACCAAUUGCGGUGGCGAAUGUGAAUAUGUAUACAUUUUGGACAGAUGUAAAGAUAAUCUAAUAAGCCAGAUAGAAGUUCAAAGGGAAAUGUUUCCAUUAGACUUAAAAGGAUGCCCCCUAUUAACGUAUGCCGUUAUCUCCGAGCCUUACGUGAUGCCGCCUGUGAGGAAACUGACAAGUGAAUUAUGGGACGACGCGCACGAGUUCGAGAAAGGAGGCGAGAUUAGUCUCGUGAAAAUCAUAAGUCAAUUUACGAAUAUGACACUCGUCACGCGGACGUCGGAGAGAGAAGAGAAUUGGGGAGUGAUCUACCCCAACGGAACGGCGACCGGGGCCUAUAGCUUACUACGGAACGAUUCCGUCGAUCUCGUCAUCGGUAAUAUCGAAGUGACACGGACGAUUCGCAAAUGGUUCGACCCAACCGUCAGUUAUACGCAGGACGAGAUGACGUGGUGCGUUACCCGCGCCGGUAAAGCGGCCACUUGGGACAACGUGGUGACGAUUUUUCAGCUGUCGACGUGGCUGGCUACGUUUGGGUGUCUGUUCGGCAUGAGUCUGCUGUUGCACUACAUGAAUUACAAGGAAAACAGCGGAGUGUCGAAGUGGCCGACCGAUUCGAUACUGAAAUCGUUCGGCAUGCUGCUCGGCUGGAGCGUAACUCUCGAGGCCCGCUCGGCCACGUUUAGAAUUCUGAUGUUCGUCUGGCUCUGUUUCAGCAUCAACAUGGGGAUUUCGUACGUAUCUUUCCUGAGAAGCUUCCUAAUGCACCCGCGCUUCGAGAAGCAAAUAAGUAACGAGGCGGAUCUCAUCCGAUCCGGCAUUCCUCUGGGGGGCAGAGAGAUUUACCGAUCCUAUUUUGAGACUAAUAACGCGAGCUCAUUUUAUUUGUAUCGCAAAUAUAACUCGACAUCGUUCGCGGCGGGAAUCCGGCGAGUGGCUUACGAGAGAAACUUCGCAGUCGUAGCUUCGAGGAGGCAGGCGACUUACCUGGACCGAGUGUUGGGAAAAGGGGAAUCGUCGAUUUACUGUUUCCCGGAGAGCGAUAAUCUAUAUAAGUACGGCGUCGCUUUGUUGGCCAGGGAAUGGUAUCCCUUGUUGGAGAGGUUCAAUAAUAUUAUCCGCAGUGUUUCGGAGAACGGACUGAUAAAGAAGUGGAGUGAAGAGCUGUUUAUCCGCACGAAGGGCGGCGAAGGGACGAGUACCAUUGUGCCGCUGGGCAUGCAGCAUUUGUUGGGGGCAUUUUUAUUGAUUGGAGUGCUACACCUCGUUUGUUGUAUUGUGUUUAUCGGCGAAUUAGUAUUGGCCUACUUCGCCAAGAAAAAGGUUCACGAAACGGCCCCGGGAUCCCAUCGAAAACUGUAUUAUUACUAA
Messenger RNA from Leptosia nina, 1866 nucleotides. NCBI's taxonomy places the organism in Eukaryota, Metazoa, Arthropoda, Insecta, Lepidoptera, Pieridae. The record is from the annotation of a GenBank genome assembly.